ACUUCCGUGUGUGCAGAGAGCUCUGUGAUACACAAAAGGACAACUAAUUUAUUGAUUUUGAGGUAGUUGUAGGUCUUGUGAAAGUACAGACUACAGUCACUGGUGUUGCUGUAUAACGAAGGCAUGGUUUGGUUUUCUUGCUAGUAAUUCUGUUACUUUAAAGUCAGUUUUAGAGUCAAGACAAGGCCUUACUUUGUUUUUUUGUUAGCUGGCUGUACCGUGACGUGUGGCCAUGGCAUGCAGUAACUGAAUUCUGAACGAAGAAGGCGCCAGCAACUGUACCGUACUGGCAGACGUUCCUCAACAAUCCAAGCUUAACUUCAAUACGAUUUUUUUAAAUACAACUUUGAAGGAGUUUCCCAUUUGUUUGCCUUGAUCAGUUUCCUCGUUCAAGUCGAAGUCAAACUGCUUUAGAGUUCUGUUAAAGUCUUCCCUGAAUCAAGCUGGAUUAUUUGGACGAGUGUGAUACCAUGGAACGCAACAAAAAGAAGCUAACGUUACCACUAAGCAGCGACAACAUAUUCUCACCAUGCUUCUCCCAGACCCAGGCCAGUCCGAUCACGGCAUUAUCAAUGUCAAUGGUCACACUCUCAUGCAUGGGUGGUACUCCCAAGAGGAGACUGUCAAUGUCAAGUAUAGGGGAAGCUUCUCCUGCCCCUCCCAGUUUCUCAAGGCAUUCUUCACAUAGCUCUGGUGUGAGUGUAGGAACCCCAAGCCCGUGUGAAUCCCCUCUUAUUCAUGGACAAUUUCAACCAAUCAACCCCUCCGAUGAACAACAGGAAUCAACACGACAUAGUACUCAGUUUAGACGGUUCAACUCAAUGCCACUGCGGUUACAGCAACACCAGGAGAGCCCAUCGCUUCAGAUGUUCCAUAGACCAAGGUUAAUACGACAGCAAGGGCUUGUUGAGUCUAGGAAGGAAGGAGAUAUGGAAGAAGGAUUAUGGAUGAAACCAGCUGGCAGAAGGAAAGACAGUGAUAUUGGGGAGAAGGAAGUAGAAGAGGGAAAGGCUGAUUGUAUGAAGCUUGACCUGCCAUCCCCUGAUGAAGUUGAAGAAGCAACCUUACCAUCAGAAGCAUUCACCUUCGUUAUGCCCAGACCUCUGUCCUCUCGGCAAGCCUCGUCAAGAUCAACGUCUCUGAGUUUUGCACCGGCAGGACCUAGACCAAUAUCUGCUCCAGCCACACUGCUUGAUGGUGAGGAUGAGGAUGACGUUAUUGAACUUCAAGAGGAUCGUCUAACAAGCUCCCAUGAUGAUGAUGAUAACGAUGAUGGAUUCUUGGAUUGCUUUGAACCAUAUUCACAAGAGGGUUCAUCCUCUGCACCUGAUGGAUUAGCUGGUCUAAUCCAUGGGACCCUCAUUAAUCCCACCAAGGCUAACUGGUCUCCAAGCCAUGUAUCUUCAGCUGAAUCCUCCCAGUCAGAGAACGCUCUGCAACGUGGUGCAGACUGCAACACUUUGCGAACAACGCCCUCUGGUGCUCCCAGAUGCAGGAAGGGCAUCUUCAAGGUUCCCAGUCAACCAGUACUAGCCAGGCGAAACUCAUCCUUCCUCAAGCGCACGGAGCGCCCCCAGGACACGCCCAGUCCUAUCCAAAACAAACGUCCUCGCAGCUCAUCUGUUGCAAGUCCUCAAAUCACCACUCCUCAUCAACAGGCAGAAAAGAAGACGUCACCAAAGAGCAGGUCCUGUCUCAAUCGCUCUCUGUCCAUGCUGUCCCCUCACGAUCCCUACUUCAGGAGAAUUGACCAGGCUUUAUCAGUAGAGGGCAGUCAAAAUAACUUAACGGGAGAUCGCACAAAGGCUUGCUGUCUACCUCUGGUUACAGGCAAACAGAAGGAUCUAAAGUGUGUUAGUCCAGAGACAAUGAAUCGCCUACUCAGGUCAGAAUACAGCCAGGAGAUUGGUGAAUGUCACGUCAUUGACUGUAGAUAUCCAUACGAAUUCAAUGGAGGACAUAUAAAGGGUGCAAUCAAUAUCUAUGAAGAGUCAGAACUAAAGAAGAAGUUCCUUGAGAACCCUCUACCACCGCUCCCGUACAACAGGAGACGGGUCUUUGUCUUUCAUUGUGAGUUUUCAUCUCAACGAGGUCCCAAGAUGCUUCGUUUCCUCCGUACUCAGGACCGUUCAGCAAACCUUGAGAACUAUCCGGCUCUCUAUUAUCCUGAGCUGUAUCUACUCAAUGAAGGUUACAAGGCUUUCUAUGAACACAGCACAGAAUUUUGUGAACCCCGAACCUACACCCCAAUGAACCACGAUGAUCACCUUGAUGAACUCCGAUACUUCAGGGCUCGGUCAAAGUCAUGGACGGAGAGGAGUAGACUGAAGAUACGCUCCCAGUCUCUCUUCUAACAUCAAUCUGUCGCCCUCUUGAGAUCAGAUCAGGAUAGUGAGCCUCAAUCCAUCACCCUUAAUGAACUUUGGUGAACUCUGCAUAGAGUGCCCGGUCAAAGUCAUGAAUGGAGAGGAGUAAGACCUAACAUACGCUCCCAGUCUCUCUUCUAACCUGUAUGUCGCCCUCUUGAGAUCGUAUCAGGAGAGUUAAAGGAUAUAGAUGGAUCUUUAAAGGUGGUAUACUUCGUCACCGCUUUGGUACUGCUUUCAUGCAGAUAUGUGUAUGAUCUCCUGUCUAAAUACAAUUUUGCAUUCUUAUCCUCUCCCUGUUUUUUUAAACCCCUUUAUAUGAAGUUUGCAAUAGGGAAAUCAAAUAUUACGGGUAAAGAAGUGAAUUAUUUUCCUAUACUUUCCUAUUCCUAUGCAUUAUUACCCACCAUAAUUGAUAUUGAUAUAUUUACAUCUGUAAGUAUAAAAUCCUAUUGUAAUUCACAAUAUUCUGAACUAGCAAUAAUUUGUUGGAAUAUAAUGUGUUAAAAAAAAAUUUACCUUUUAUAUUAAGAAGAUAAUUUUUGUCUCACCUGCAUAGCAGAGUGAGACUAUAGGCGCCGCUUUUCCGACGGCGGCGGCGGCGGCGGCGUCAACACCAAAUCUUAACCUGAGGUUAAGUUUUUGAAAUGACAGCAUAACUUAAUAUGUAUAUGGACCUAGUUCAUGAAACUUGGCCAUAAGGUUAAUCAAGUAUUACUGAACAUCCUGCAUGAGUUUCACGUCACAUGACCAAGGUCAAUGGUCAUUUAGGGUCAAUGAACUUAGACCAUGUUGGGGGAAUCAACAUCAAAAUCUUAACCUAAGGUUAAGUUUUUGAAAUGUCAUCAUAACUUAGAAAAUAUAUGGACCUAGUUCAUGAAACUUAUACAUAAGGUUAAUCAAGUAUCACUGAACAUCCUGCAUGAGUUUCACGUCACAUGACCUAGGUCAAUGGUCAUUUAGGGUCAAUGAACUUUGGCCGAAUUGGGGGUAUCUGUAGAUUUACCAUCAUAACUUUAAAAGUUUAUGGAUCUGAUUCAUGAAACUUGGACAUAAUAGUAAUCAAGUAUUACUGAACAUCCUGUGCAAGUUUCAGGUCACAUGAUCAAGGUCAAAGGUCAUUUAGGGUCAAUGAACUUUGGUCAAAUUGGGGUAUUUGUUGAAUUACCGCCAUAACUUUGAAAGUGUGUUGGUCUAGUUCAUAAAACUUGGACAUAAGAGUAAUCAAGUAUCACUGAACAUCCUUUGCGCAUUUUAGGUCACAUGACCAAGGUCAAAGGUCAAUGAACUUUGGCUUAAUGGGGGUAUCUGUUGAAUUACCAUCAUAACUUGGAAAGUUGAUGGAUCUUUCUCUUGAAACUUGGACAUAAGAGUAAUCAAGUAUCACUGAACAUCCUGUACGAGUUUCAGGUCACAUGAUCAAGGUCAAAGGUCAUGUAAGGUCAAUGAACUUUGGCCACGUUGGGGGUAUUUGUUGAAUUACCAUCAUAUCUCUAUAAGUGUAUGGGUCUAGUUCAUAAAACGUAGAAAUAAGAGUAACCAAGUAUCACUGAACAUCUUGUGCGAGUUAUAGUAGUUUUCAAAAUCAGCACUGCUGCUAUAUUGAAUCGCGUGAUGCAGGUGAGACGGCCAGAGGCAUUCAUCUUGUCUAACUUUAUUCUGCCCUUAAUCCUAAUAUGAGCGGCAAAUUUAUUGCGAAAAAUGUUGAGGGGGGGCCCCCUCAACAUUUUUUGCAAUAAAUCUGCUGCGCAAAUUUUUUUUACCUUGUCGCUCACUGACUUUUUACUUUCAAGUCUCACGCAACUUUUGAGAUCAAAAUUGCUACUCCCAGGUACGCGGUUCUGCAAUAUUUUUUAAGUGCAUGCAGACCAAAAAUUGCCCAAAAACGUGAAUUCUUUUACUAAUCCAAUGCAAAUUGUUUUUUUAGCCAAAAUUCAUAAAUGUAUCGUUAUUUCUCCUUUUACCGAUUAAAAGACAAUGUUGAGAAUACCACCCCAGCUGUCUCUUGAUACGUCAUAGUGAUUUUAGAUAUCUUCACCUUUCUUAUGUGACUUAGGAUUAGGGUGGUAAUUUAGGGGGAGUUUUCAGAAUAAUGUAACGAUAAAGGCUAUACCGGGGUAGUUUUAAAUAUUUUUAGAAUAGUUUUAUAGGUUAUAGCUUUAUGUGUUGGUUUUCUAUGGGAGCUGUUGAUGCUGAAGAAGUCAAGAGAACUAUGGAAUUUAAUUAAUAUAUAUAUAUCAGGAAUAUUUUAAAUCCCUAAUUGCUAGUUUACUCUUAUUUUUCCUGGUAAAGUAAGGGCUGAUAUUAAUAUUCAUUUCCAAAAUGUUAAGAUAUCCCUUUUCGGGUAUUUUUUGUGUAGAAUCACAAAAUAUAAGCUAGUCUAGUUUAAGUCAUCGUUUUUAUUUUCAAGAAAAUUUAAUCUCCCUUACUCUAAUUUCCGAGAU
Messenger RNA from Lytechinus pictus (painted urchin), 4810 nucleotides. Its product is annotated as M-phase inducer phosphatase 2-like. NCBI's taxonomy places the organism in Eukaryota, Metazoa, Echinodermata, Echinoidea, Temnopleuroida, Toxopneustidae. Gene Ontology annotation, molecular function: protein tyrosine phosphatase activity. The transcript is spliced from 14 exons. Bases 471 to 2354 code for a protein of 627 amino acids. Gene Ontology annotation, cellular component: nucleus; cytoplasm. The record is from RefSeq and is a predicted model, not a curated record. Gene Ontology annotation, biological process: G2/M transition of mitotic cell cycle; positive regulation of G2/MI transition of meiotic cell cycle; positive regulation of G2/M transition of mitotic cell cycle.